GGGCGGCGGGGCGAUGGGCAGAGCCCCCGCUGCCCGGCUGCCGGCCGGGGGGCUGCGCUAGCUCGGCCCCGGCGGCCGGGGAUCCCCCCGCGCCCCGGGGGCGGCGAGGAUGCAGCACCCGCUGGAACUGGGCGCCGCGCGCUACUUCCCGGCCGAAGCCUUUCCCGACCACCGCUCCCACCGCUACCGCAGCUUCAUGAUCGAGGAGAUCCUCACCGACCCCCCGGACGCCAAGGGGGCCGCGCCGGCCGGCGAGCUGCUCAAGUUCGGGGUGCAGGCGCUGCUCUCUGCCCGGCCCUACCACAACCACCUCGCGGUGCUGAAGGCGGAGCCGGCCGCCGUGUUUAAGUUCCCGCUGGCUCCCCUGGGCUGCUCGGGGCUGGGCUCGGCGCUGCUGGCCGCCGGCUCGGGGCUGCAGGGCGGCUCCGCCUCGCCGCAUCUCCCGCUGGAGCUGCACCUCCGCGGGAAGCUGGAGCCGGGCCCCCCGGAGCCGGGCAAGGCCAAGAAGGGCCGCCGCAGCCGCACCGUCUUCACCGAGCUGCAGCUCAUGGGGCUGGAGAAGCGCUUCGAGAAGCAGAAAUACCUCUCCACGCCCGACAGAAUAGACCUGGCCGAAUCGCUGGGACUCAGCCAGCUCCAGGUGAAAACCUGGUACCAGAACAGGCGCAUGAAAUGGAAGAAAAUAGUGCUGCAGGGGGGCGGCCUGGAGUCCCCCACCAAGCCCAAGGGCCGCCCGAAGAAGAACUCGAUCCCCAGCAGCGAGCAGCUCUCGGAGCAGGAGCGCGCCCGGGAUGCCGAGAAGCCGCCCGAGAGCCUGGGCUCGCCGGCCGAGGUCAGCCAGGAGGAGUGAGGGGGGCCCGGUCCGCAGGGCCCCGCCGGGCCCCCCGAGGGCACGGAGGGCAGCUCGGACAGGGCUGCGGCCGCCUUCGGCCUCGGGACGUUUGGACGCUUUGACCGCACGCCGGUCUCACCUCCGCUCCCCUCCGGCCAGGAGCACACUGGAUCCCACCUUCCACAUCUACUCGCUGUCUAAAACCCUGUGGUGCCCCUAGUUAUUCGAAAACUGCAUUUUAUGAUCAGUUUUAUUAAUGCGAAGAUAUUUACUUUAUUUCAAUAAAGUAUUUUAUGAAUUAUU
Messenger RNA from Parus major (Great Tit), 1135 nucleotides. RefSeq names its product BARX homeobox 1 (gene BARX1). The transcript has 4 exons. Gene Ontology annotation, molecular function: RNA polymerase II transcription regulatory region sequence-specific DNA binding; DNA-binding transcription factor activity, RNA polymerase II-specific. The record is from RefSeq and is a predicted model, not a curated record. Gene Ontology annotation, biological process: regulation of transcription by RNA polymerase II. NCBI's taxonomy places the organism in Eukaryota, Metazoa, Chordata, Aves, Passeriformes, Paridae. Gene Ontology annotation, cellular component: nucleus. The coding region runs from base 110 to 850 and encodes 246 amino acids.